CAGCCACAGACACCCCACCCAAUAAUUUCCCACACACUUUAGAUGAAGUGAGAAGCAAGCAGUAAUUUUGGGCAAUGGCGGCAUCCUCCGCGACGCAGUGCUUCGCCAAUCGCUCCACCAAGAUCAUCAAUGCGCCCGGCAAGAAUCGAUGCUCCUCCUCCCUCUCCACCGCCAGCAGGGGUCUUGCCAUCGGCAGUAAUCGGGGUUUCCAGCAGCAGCAUUGCAGGAAUCUAGGGAUUAGAGCGGCCGUGAGCGUCGAAUCGACCACAGACAAGAAGAAGAGCGGCAGUAGGAAUCAGUAUCAGCUCAACACGCUCACGAAUUGGCUGCUCAAGCAAGAACAGGCAGGGAUUAUCGAUGGCGAGCUCACGAUCGUGCUGUCGAGCAUCGCCGUGGCCUGCAAGCAAAUCGCGGCCCUAGUCCAGCGCGCCGGGAUCUCCAAUCUCACCGGCGUCCAGGGCGCCGUCAAUGUCCAGGGCGAGGAUCAAAAGAAGCUCGAUGUGGUGUCCAACGAGGUUUUCUCGAAUUGCCUGCGCUCCAGCGGUAGGACGGGUAUCAUCGCGUCUGAGGAAGAGGAUACGCCUGUGGCCGUGGAGGAGAGCUACUCUGGCAACUACAUUGUGGUGUUUGAUCCCCUGGAUGGAUCAUCCAACAUCGACGCCGCUGUCUCCACGGGCUCAAUCUUUGGAAUCUAUCACCCAAGCGAAGAAUGCCUGGCGGAUUUCGACUCGGACUCCGACUCACUCACUCCAAGCGAGCAGAAUUGCGUGAUGAAUGUGUGCCAACCGGGGAAGAACUUGCUAUCAUCUGGCUACUGCAUGUACUCGAGCUCCGUGAUCUUCGUUCUCACGGUUGGAACCGGCGUGUAUGGCUUCACGCUGGACCCGAUGGUGGGCGAAUUCGUGCUCACCCACGACAAGAUCAAGAUCCCGGACAAGGGAAAGAUCUACGCUUUCAACGAGGGCAACUACGCGCUGUGGGAUCCCAAUCUCCAGAGCUACAUCAACAGCUUGAAGGAUCCAGGGCCGGCCGGGAAGCCUUACUCGGCUCGCUACAUUGGGAGCUUGGUGGGCGAUUUCCACAGGACGAUGCUCUACGGCGGGAUCUAUGGCUACCCCCGCGACAAGAAGAGCAAGAAUGGGAAAUUGAGGCUCCUCUACGAGUGCGCUCCCAUGAGCUUCUUGGUGGAGCAAGCCGGCGGCAAAGGGUCGGAUGGAUCCGGAAGAAUUCUGGACAUCAAACCAGAACAGGUUCACCAAAGAGUUCCUUUGUACAUAGGAAGCAGGGAAGAGGUGGAGAAGCUCGAAAAGUAUCUCUCGUCAAUGUAAACACACCUAUUCUCAAAAUUUUGAAUUUCAAAUUUUCAAAUUCAAAAUUUUAAAAGUUUCGCGCGCUAA
Messenger RNA from Selaginella moellendorffii, 1397 nucleotides. Its product is annotated as fructose-1,6-bisphosphatase, chloroplastic. Lineage: Eukaryota; Viridiplantae; Streptophyta; Lycopodiopsida; Selaginellales; Selaginellaceae. Gene Ontology annotation, molecular function: fructose 1,6-bisphosphate 1-phosphatase activity. Gene Ontology annotation, cellular component: cytosol; cytoplasm. The record is from RefSeq and is a predicted model, not a curated record. The coding region runs from base 75 to 1328 and encodes 417 amino acids. The transcript has 4 exons. Gene Ontology annotation, biological process: fructose metabolic process; gluconeogenesis; fructose 1,6-bisphosphate metabolic process.